This is a messenger RNA of Vigna umbellata (rice bean), 648 nucleotides long. RefSeq lists its product as uncharacterized. The record is from RefSeq and is a predicted model, not a curated record. NCBI's taxonomy places the organism in Eukaryota, Viridiplantae, Streptophyta, Magnoliopsida, Fabales, Fabaceae.
AUGGCAUCUUCUUCCUCCAAAUUGACUCUGAAAUUGCUCGUCGACGCUAAGCGUGAGAAGGUCUUGUUCGCAGAAGCAUCAAAAGCGGUUAUAGACUUUCUCUUUAACUUGCUCUGCUUGCCCAUCGGUACUGUCAUAAGGAUUCUCAACAAGAAUCAAAUGGUUGGCAGCUUAGCAAAUCUCUAUCAAAGUGUCGAGAAUCUGGAUGAAACUUACAUGCAACCAGACCUGCAUAAGGAUCUACUGCUGAAACCAAGUGCCCCCAUGUCUUCACGAAUCAGUGGUCUUCUUCCUUCCAUUAAUGACACCUCUUCCAACAACUCCUCGAAUUUGUUGUAUAGGUGCCCAGUUCACUAUGGUCGCAUCACAUGUGAUAACACCACUCUCUGCCCUGAAAACAACUGUGUUUAUCAUAUGACCUCUGUCGUGCCUUUUGUUGGUGAAAAGGUUGCAAAAGAUAUUUCUGCCGACAAGAGUGGAUUUGUGAAAGAGGUAGUAACUUACAUGGUGAUGGAUGAUUUAGUAAUUCAGCCCAUGUCAAACAUAUCGAGCCUUACCCUACUUAACAAAUUCAACGUCAAAGAGGUUGGCGCCUUACAGGAAAGGGUGGUCGAGUUGGACAUGAACCAGGCAUGUUUUUGUUUAUAA